GCCUCGGUUCCGACCCGGAGAUGCGUGUGUAGCCGAGGAGUGCAGACGCGACAGACCCAAUAUCUGGCUGUCCUGAACGCCUCACCUUCGCUGUUUGAAUCCAACUGGGAAGCGGUGGUUCUACUCGGACUUACAAGCGAGAACUUCCAGCGGCUCCGCGAAGACAGCGGGACUCGGCGCACCUUCGCCCCCGAAGCCUGCGCGACCCUGCGGAGCUGGAAACUUCCACACGUCGGCUGUUUACUUUCAUCGUGCUGUAAUGGAGGGGCCCGUGCGGAUUUGUCACCCGAUGAAGAAUGCGUUUGCCUGCUAAACCCCCCGGCGGCUCGGAGAUUUGUCCCUCCUGCAAAAGAGGUCUGCUGAUCAGUCCCGGGAGAGAGUGUGGGCCAACACGGCUGCUGGCAGGGGUCAAAGCGCACCAUGGACGGUGGCCCGAGGGUCCUCCUGUCCGCUGUGCUGUGUCUCAGCCAGUCGCUGCUCAUCUGCUGCUCUACUCUGUAUCCUGUCUUCCGUUCGGAGCCGACCUCUCUGAUCCAGAGUCCCGGUUCUGUGGCUCGCCUGCGCUGCUCGGUCAGCCCCUCCUCUGCAACCGUGUCAUGGCGCUUCAAUGGCCUCCCCCUCAACCCCGACACGCUACCUGCUGUGGAUCUCUCUAGAGGUUCCCUCACCAUCUCCUCCCUCACGCCCCGACACGCCGGCGUCUACCAGUGUGUGGCCCGCUCGCAGCGCGGGCUGGCCAUCGCCAGCCGCCUCGCUCGUGUGGAGGUUGCAGAAAUAUCAGAGUAUAGCGACAGCCGGAGGAAGUCCUUGUCCGUGCAGGAAGGAAGCUCGGCUGUGAUCGAGUGUCCCCUCCCUCCGAGUCGCCCUCCUGCACUCCCCCGGCUGCGAUUCCGAGGAGAGAGAAUAGAAACUUCUACAGGUGAUUAUUUAGUUCUUCCGUCCGGGAAUCUCCAAAUUGUCUCGGUGUCGUCGCGGCAUCAGGGGACGUACAAGUGCGGCGCCUACAACCCGGUCUCAGGGGACGCUGUGGUGGACCCUCACGGGACCAAGCUCACUGUCACAAGUUCAGCCUCCCGCUCACCACUGCAGAUCAUCUACCCCAAUGCCGCCGUGAAAUUGACCGUGCGACUGUCUGACGCGCUCACACUCGAGUGUGUCUCAUCUGGGAAUCCGACGGCAACGACGGUCAAGUGGUUCAAAGACGGCGUGGAGCUCCAACCUGGUCCGUCGCACAAACGUCUGCUCCAGAAUCUGGUCAUCAGCAGCGUGGCGAGCAGCGAUGGCGGGAUUUAUCACUGCAUGGUGGAGACUCAGGAUGAGGUGGUGGUCAGCGCCAACUACACCGUCGAUGUGCAGGAGUCCGUGUCCUUCGUGGAGGAGCUGGAGGACGUGCAGGUGUUUCCGGGUACUGGUGUGAGGUUCACCUGCACCGCCACGGGGCACCCCACCCCCAACAUCACCUGGCUGUUCAACGCUGACCCCAUCACCCCCUCGUCGCACUCGGCCUUCGUCUCGGGACAUGCACUGGUGAUCGAAAAUGUGACGAAGAAGGACGAAGGCGUGUAUCAGUGUCUCAUGGACAACCAGAUCAGCUCGGCUCAGUCAGCCGGUCUACUGACCCUGCGUUCAGACUCUGGCAAAGCCACGAACACUCCCUCACCCACGAUUCACCCGAUGCAGAGCGACGAAGGUCAUGACCUGUACCUGACCGAGGAGGACGUCGGCCAUGUGCCGGUCAACCAGCCGACAAACCGCGGCAGCGAGCGCCUGACCCCCGAGGCGCCAAUCAUCACCAGCCCGCCGCAGACACACAAACCAGACGUGUACGACCUGGAAUGGCGGGCGGGUCAGGACGGAGGAAGUCCCAUCAACGCAUACUUUGUUAAAUACCGCAAGGUGGACGAUAUGGGAACAGUGGUGGGUAGCUGGUCCACGGUUCGAGUCCCCGGCAGUGAGAAGACCCUCCGCUUGUCCGAGCUGGAGCCAUCCAGUCUGUACGAGGUUCUGAUGGUGGCCCGGAGUUCUGCAGGAGAAGGUCAACCGGCCAUGCUCACGUUCCGUACUGGCAAAGAGAAGACCACCUCCACGAACAAGAACCCCUCCAAGCCACCCGUCAUCCCGCUGCCUCCCAAGAUCCCGGAGGACAAAACCCCCAACACUCACUUCGGCGUCAUCAUCCACGACCGAGUGCCUGAAGCUCCGGAUCGGCCCACCAUCUACAUGGCGACGGAAAGCUCGGUCUAUGUCACAUGGAUCCCGAGGGCCAACGGCGGCUCACCCAUCACAGCGUUCCGCGUGGAGUACCGGCGCGGGCGCAGCGCAGAGUGGAUUGUGGCGGCCGAUAACAUCUCACCCUUGAAGCUGUCGGUGGAAGUUCGGAAUCUGGAGCCAGGUUCCACCUACAGGUUUCGAGUGGCAGCCAUGAACAUGUACGGUGAAAGUCCUCACAGCAUCCCUUCAAAGCCAUACCAGGUUCCGCAGGCGAGCUCACGCAUGGCCGACCGACCAGUUGUGGGACCUCACAUCUCCUCCACGGACGCCAUCAGCGACACACAGAUCAUGCUGCGCUGGACAUACAGCCCCUCCAGCAACAACAACACUCCAAUCCAGGGCUUCUACAUACUCUACCGUCCCACGGACAGCGACAACGACAGCGACUACAAGCGGGACGUGGUGGAAGUCUUCAAACACUCGCACAUGAUCGCGCACCUGCAGCCUGAAACCUCCUACGACAUCAAGAUGCAGUGCUACAACGACGGCGGCGAGAGCGAUUACAGCAACGUCAUGAUCUGCGAGACCAAAGCCCGUCAGUCUCCAGGGUCUCACAGCCAGCACCCCGUCACCCCGCCCGGGUCCCAUCCCCCGGAGUCCCACAGCCCGCCCGGAGGCCUGCUGUACCUUAUUGUUGGCAUCAUCCUGGUGGUGAUGGUUCUCAUCCUGCUGGCCUUCAUCGCCAUGUGUCUGCGGCAUAACCAGCAGCAGAACAACAUGCACAAGUACGACCCCCCCGGCUACCUGUACCAGCCUGCCGACAUGAACGGCCACGUCAUGGAGUACAACACGCUGAACGGCGGGGUCCACGGCGGCUACGGUCACGGCGGGACCAUGGUUCCCCCGGGCUGCCACCACCUCCACCACAAGCUCCCAAAUGACCUGACCCUGCUCAACGGCUCCGGCGGGCUGUUCUCGCCCCCGCACCCUCACAGCCACGAUGGCGUGCGCGAGCACCCGCACCACCAUCACGACGGCGGGGGCUUGUACUCGCCGCUGGCGCAGAAUGAGAAGUCCGACUGCUUGAGCCACCAGAACCACUGCAACAACAACCGGUGCUACAACAAGAACAACAGCUCUCUUCCUCUCGUGCACCGGGUGGCGCCAUGCCAGCAGGACGGACUGGAGAUGGUCCCGCUGGGUCAGGUGUCCUCGCAGUGUCGGGGACACUACGGUCACGACAGCGAGGCCAACACGGUGAACCAGCAGGAACAGGACCAACCUGUGGACAAGAACGACGAGGACCCGCACCGUGUGGACUCGGACUCGGUGGUGUCCUGGGAGACUCUGGGACUUCCGGACUUGGACUGUGACGAAAAGCCCGCGUGGAUAUCCAGCAGCAGCCUGGCGGGGGAGCUGAUCCAGCCGGGGCCCCAGGAGGUCCAGUGAGCGGCGCUGGCCGGAUUACGUUUCGUAAAGACUCGCCACCUGCAGGACGAGCGACUUGGACUCGAGCAAACAAACCCUGAAGGGAAAACUCCUUAGAUGCCUUAUUUAUUUUUGUAGUAGAAAUGAUAUUUUAUAUGAAUGUAUCUGUUUCAAAGAAGAAAGUUUGUCGUUUAUGUUAUUUAUGCCUUGGUUCGGAUCAGAGACCCUCUAUGUUCCUCCGGCACGCCGCGUCGCAGCUGUCUGUAAAGUUUUGUAAAAAUAUAAAGAGAACUAU
Molecule: messenger RNA, 3934 nt
Organism: Synchiropus splendidus (mandarinfish)
Lineage: Eukaryota; Metazoa; Chordata; Actinopteri; Syngnathiformes; Callionymidae
Gene: cdon
Product: cell adhesion associated, oncogene regulated
Exons: 19
Coding region: 421-3660 (1079 amino acids)
Biological process (GO): axon guidance; nervous system development; cell-cell adhesion
Cellular component (GO): axon; plasma membrane
Molecular function (GO): protein binding
Source: RefSeq, a predicted model, not a curated record